Messenger RNA from Rhizopus microsporus ATCC 52813, 1602 nucleotides. RefSeq lists its product as uncharacterized. The transcript has a single exon. Bases 30 to 1535 code for a protein of 501 amino acids. Lineage: Eukaryota; Fungi; Mucoromycota; Mucoromycetes; Mucorales; Rhizopodaceae. The record is from RefSeq and is a predicted model, not a curated record.
AAAGGAUAAUGAAAAGACAAUAACUUAGAAUGCUACGUCCAUCCAAGCUAUUUGUCUCUUUUCACCAGCUUCGGCAUUAUUUCCAAACCAAAAUAUCGGAGCUGGUACAUCCAGUGAACAGUAAUAAUCAGCUAAUACAUUAUAAAACCUCUUUUACGCAGCAGCAAAAUGUACAGCAAUUUUUUGCAACCAUCUUUCAUCGACCGUCUUCAACGACAGCAACAAACAUAUUACCACCACAACAUCAACAACAGGCUAAGCUAUUAAAAGCAAUCCAACAGCAUUUUCCUGUCAUGAAAGUAUUCUCUCCUCCACCUAAUUAUGCGGCAACUAUGUACCACCAACGACUUGGCUUAUGGAAUCAACAGCAGCUUCGUACCAUGAUGUCUGCUACAGGACCAUCAGGACCUACGUCUGCAGGACUUACCUGGGGUUUUCCUCGUACGGCUGUUGUAGGCGCAGGGCGUGGAGGCCCAGGGUUUACUCGCCAAUUUUCGACUACGAAAUCUCCCUGUGUAACAAUUUUUCAGAAUACCACUACGAACCAACAGCCAAACAUCAUUACUCAUGUCUCCUCUCGCAUCUUUUCUCCCGCAGGGACCAAGAUGAAUGCUCCCGUUACAUCUGAAGAAAAGCAGCCUUCAAAGGUAACCUCUGUAAGCCCCAAAAAGCAGACAGAAGAGAGCGAGGAGCCCAACUAUGACCGUAUCUUUGCCGCCAGAAAUGCUGCAGGCAUGAGAGAACUCGUGGACAUGGAAAAUGAUGAUGAUGUCAACCAUUACGUAUUUCACUUGGACUCCAAAAAGCGUGGAUCUGCUCGCCGAGACUCAACUUCUACUAAGCGCGCUGAUACUCAAAAGAAGCUUGAUUGUAUCAUUCAGCACGAUGAGCUUUCUUCUAUGCGUAACAAUGUAACUAACAAGUCUGCAAAACGUAAGGCUCUUCUACGACACGGAAGAACAAAUUCUGAAGGUAACUCGGUGCGCAAAAAGCCUGAUAAGUCUGAAGAAGAUAAAAAGAAGACAGUACUAUUAUUAAGCAACAGUGAACUUGAAUCGAUUACAAGCACUACUACAACGACCGUGACCUCGACGAUCUAUUUAUUGAUCACACUUGACACAUUACAGUUUUUCAAUUGUCCUACAGACAUCGAAAGCUUGGUGGACUCGUCUUUUAUUGAUUCAAUAGAAUCUCUCAACAAGAGCUAUCAGAUACACAUGUAUCACGUGCUGACCUUACUUAAAUGCCUAAAGCGUCAUCCAGAAAAAUUUAAAGUGGUGAUAAGCCAAAGCGAAUUGCGGAUCUAUUUCCCUACCCCUGCUCCGCGAACAAAGCAAGACGCUAUUAGACUAUUAGAGACUAUAGGUAUUACUUCGGAUGAUAACUACUGCUACUCUAUCGAACAGGAUGAUCAACCUGUCAAGGCAAAUGUUCUCGGACCGGAUUACUUUAAAGAUGUUCAGCUAUUUAUUGAUCAUAUCGAUAGUUUAAUUGAGAAUGGGCCAGCAUUCAAUAGCAAACAUCGUAGGAAAUAGAUGGCUCUUUCUUAUCACACAUAUAUAUAUUAUAUUAUACUAUGCUCAAAUAAAUAUAUGCUUAUUU